Molecule: messenger RNA, 231 nt
Organism: Suillus clintonianus
Lineage: Eukaryota; Fungi; Basidiomycota; Agaricomycetes; Boletales; Suillaceae
Exons: 1
Source: RefSeq, a predicted model, not a curated record
UUGUUAGAUUUGCGUGUCGCGCAGGUUCGCGCAGUCUUCACUUUGCCACAAACAUUAUUAAAACAGUAUUUUGACCCUCAGAACCCUCUACCUCAGCAUCUCGCCUAUGUCGAAUGGUUUUCGACCUUCAGCGCUUUACCAGAUCCACAGUCUGGGUUGUAUAAGGUCAGGCGGGUGGUUCGCGAUGGCGAACACCAAGUGUCAAUUGUGCCCAUAUCAUUAAUUUGUUGA